AGGGAAGGCAGGGACGAGAGAGGAAGGGGCGGGCGACAAGUGGGCGGAAUCGCGCCGUCCCUCCCUCGGUGGGGCAGACCCCUCCCGGGGAGGGGAUAAAAGGGACGGCUGGGGACGGGUCCUGCGGACGCAAGCUCAGUUUGACUCUCUCGGUCCCCAGAAGUCUGCUCGGGAAAGGCGAGAGACCCGCGGGCAGGAGCCGAGCCGAGCCGGUCCGCGACACGCCGCCAUGGGACUCCUCCUUCGCCUUCUGCGCCCGGGGCUGGCUUCGUGUGGUCCUCGAUUAUUGGCUAAUGGACUUGGGACCCUUUCGACAGUUAAAGUAACAAGCCAUUCCAGUGAUACUCAGCCAGAAGAACCCGCAAAGCCUAUUGGUCGGUAUCCUAUUCCUUAUAAAAAGGAACUACCUUUUGAUAUAGUGGAGCUCAUGGAAGAGGUAGAAAAAAAGACUGGAUUUUUACCGAAUGUCUUUAAGGCAUUAGCACAUCGACCAGGGGAAUUCAGAGCAUUUUUUGCUUACUACAAUGCCAUUAUCAACAAAGAAACAGGACAUCUCAGCAAGGCUGAUAAAGAACUCAUCAUCGUGGCUACAAGCGUUAGUAAUAGGUGCCCAUACUGUGUCGUUGCCCAUAGUGCUCUGCACAGAAUAUAUUCCAAAAAUGCCAUUCUGGCUGACCAGGUCAUUGUGAAUUGGAGAAAGGCCGAAUUAUCACCUCGGGAGUUAGCUAUGCUAGAAUUUGCUCUCGCUGUUAGUCGUGCGGAUGACAUAACAGAAGACCAUUUUAAAAAGCUAGAAUUGCAUGGUUUUGAUCGAGAGGAUGCCUGGGACAUAGCUUCCAUUUCUGCCUUCUUUUGCAUGUCUAACCGUAUUUCUCAUUUUAUUGACCUGAUGCCCAACAAAGAAUUUUAUUCAUUGGGUAGGAAAAAUGAUCACGAUAUGUAAAAGCAUGUCCACCUCAGAGGCACCAUAAAAUGUGGAUAUUUAUUUGUGCGAGUUAUGCUAUGUCUGUUCAUAAGUUUUCCCUUAAUAUUUAGUUUAUUAACACAAUGAGAAAUAAACUAAUUACUGUUGUGCCUGUUAAUACCACCUUUCCUAAGUUCAACACAGUUAGUGGCAAUAGUUGAAACUUGAUGAAAUUCAGCACUUGUGUAAGCACUGAUAGUUCACAAGGCCGUUUACCCAUAAAGGAGGCUAUCUUCAAUAUUUUUAUAAUGAAAAAAAAAUACCUUCCUUUCCAACUACUCCUGCUUUCACCUUUCUAUAACAUUCCCUUAUAAAGAAAGAUUAAAAAAGAAAAAUGACAGUCCAGCAACCAAUACACCAACUGAAUCUGACAGUACAUGCAACAGGCCACACCUGUAGUCUCCAGCCUCUUCUAUGAAGGGAGGGAGGUACAUUUUCUGAACUCCUUUCUGGGGAUAGGCUUGGAUUGACAUUGCUGGCAUUAGACAUGUUUUGCUGAUUCUGUGGCCUUUUGGUGGUGCAGUAAUACUGUUCCAUUAUGUUCAUGUACUACACUAUAUUGAGCCAUUUCCUACUAAUUGUGUUAGUACACUGUUCCUUUUAGGUGAUCCUAAAGGAGCAUUUGGAGGAAAAGGAAGCACAGAUGAGACUCAGGGAAAUUCUAAGAAUUGAGAACCAACAAUAUCAGAUUACCAUUUAAUUUAAACCCUUAGGGUUUAAGACACUGUCAUUUUCCAACAGCUGUUUUGCCAUUAGAUGAAAAAUGAGUCUUUUCAAACAAAGUAUAAACAUGAUUUGAAGCUAAUUCUUUUCUGAAGUAGAUUUAGGGACUUUCAAAUUGCACGUCACCAUGAGCGGACCCAUUUUAACCUUUUAUGACACCUCCUCCUGUCCUGUAAGUACCUGAUAGAGAGGUGUACUGGGUACCUUCUUUCUUGGUUGACCAACCUCUAGUAACUUUUAAAGUGCUUUCAUAGCUUUUAUGUGGUUAUAAGAAUUAUAUACGGCCUACAUGGUAUUUUCUCUAUUCAUGUCUUUUCUCAAAUAUUUUCAGAAUAGGAAACAAAUCACAAUCAACUCUGACAGCUGAGAUAUAUUAACACUUGAGUUGAUUUCACUGUGAAAAAAAGAUUAAUAUGAGGGAAUUGUUAUGACUGUGCCUCAAAUGCUGUACCUCAUGAACUAUAACCUUUUUUAAGUAGGGUUAAUUUAAUUUCACAAAUAAAGUUAAUUAAAUUGA
Molecule: messenger RNA, 2204 nt
Organism: Trichosurus vulpecula (common brushtail)
Lineage: Eukaryota; Metazoa; Chordata; Mammalia; Diprotodontia; Phalangeridae
Exons: 5
Coding region: 230-943 (237 amino acids)
Molecular function (GO): peroxiredoxin activity
Source: RefSeq, a predicted model, not a curated record